GUUACUACUACGAAGAAGAAGAGAAGCAAAGCAGAGGUUUUUGAAAAUGGAGAAAAAACAAGGCUUUUUCUCUGCUCUCAGAGACGAAGUUGUGAGAGGUCUUUCGCCGUCACGAUCCAGAGCAAGGUCUCGUUCCGUUAGUCCCGCUCGUUCUAAUUCACCCAUGUCAGCUCUCACUUGGGGGAGAAAGAACUUAACCGGAGGAGCUGGAGGAGGCGGAGGAGCCGGCGGAGGAUACUAUUUGGCGCAACCGGAGCAGUUAAUCGGGAGAUCCGGAAGUUUGAGACCUGUAAUGGAAGGUCCUGAUCCAGAUGAAGGAGGAGGAGGUGGUACUAUAGGAGAAUCUAAACGACUCGGGUCGGGUUUAGGUCACUGGGUUAAAGGACAGCUGUCUCGUGCUCCGUCUGUUGCUGCGACGGCGGCUUACCGGAGAAAUGAUCUGAGACUUCUUCUUGGAGUAAUGGGAGCUCCUCUUGCUCCUAUUCAUGUCUCUUCCUCUGAUCCUUUGCCUCAUCUUAGUAUCAAAAACACUCCAAUCGAAACAUCAUCUGCUCAGUAUAUUCUUCAACAGUUCACUGCAGCUUCCGGUGGUCAGAAGCUACAAAACUCCAUUAAAAACGCUUAUGCGAUGGGGAAGCUCAAGAUGAUUACUUCUGAGCUUGAAACCGCUACAAGAACUGUUAGGAAUCGAAACCCAUCUAAGGCUGAGACUGGAGGUUUUGUUCUUUGGCAGAUGAAUCCAGACAUGUGGUAUGUUGAGCUUGCUGUUGGUGGGAGUAAGGUUCGUGCUGGCUGUAACGGCAAGCUUGUAUGGCGACACACUCCUUGGCUCGGAUCUCAUACUGCUAAAGGACCCGUCAGGCCUCUUCGCCGUGGACUUCAGGGACUAGAUCCGAGAACAACUGCUGCAAUGUUUGCGGAAGCGAAGUGUAUAGGAGAGAAGAAGGUGAAUGGUGAAGAUUGCUUCAUUUUGAAGCUAUGCACUGACCCGGAAACACUAAAGGCGAGGAGCGAAGGACCGGCUGAGAUCAUAAGGCACGUCCUCUUUGGCUACUUCAGUCAGAAAACUGGACUCUUGGUUCACAUUGAGGAUUCACAUUUGACCCGGAUCCAAUCCAACGGUGGAGAGACUGUUUUCUGGGAGACCACAUACAACUCGUCCCUAGACGAUUACCGUCAGGUCGAAGGGAUAAUGAUUGCUCACUCGGGACAUUCAGUUGUGACACUUUUCCGAUUUGGGGAAGUGGCGAUGAGCCACACGAGGACAAAGAUGGAAGAAAGCUGGACGAUUGAGGAAGUUGCGUUUAACGUUCCUGGUCUAUCUCUCGAUUGCUUUAUACCGCCAGCUGAUCUAAAGUCCGGUUCUUUAACCGAUUCCUGCGAGUACCCACAAGAGGAAAGAGGGAAGAACAACACGCUCGCAUUGUCUGCAGCUCACAGGGCCAAAGUUGCAGCCUUGGAGAACGGUAGCUUUGAAGAUCACCGCCCGGUUUGGCAUACUGAUGUCUAACGCUUAAAGAGAGCUUAUGACUACAACAAACAACCCUCGAAGGUAGCAUUAGCCGAUGAUGAUUCUCAGAGAUCAGAUGCAAUGUGUUCAUAUGCCGGUAACUCAAGCUAACCCCUUUUAGCAGCUUUAUCGAUUAGGAAUCAGGUUUGUUAGCUUAACCGAUGAUUCACCGGUUCAAACAGAACCCAAAUGAAUCAUCCUUUUUACU
Messenger RNA from Arabidopsis arenosa, 1718 nucleotides. The record is from the annotation of a GenBank genome assembly. Lineage: Eukaryota; Viridiplantae; Streptophyta; Magnoliopsida; Brassicales; Brassicaceae.